Acanthoscelides obtectus is the source of this 1623-nucleotide messenger RNA. The record is from the annotation of a GenBank genome assembly. NCBI's taxonomy places the organism in Eukaryota, Metazoa, Arthropoda, Insecta, Coleoptera, Chrysomelidae.
AAUCCGAUGUGAAAUGUCAGUUCAAUUUGAUUUUGGGUAGCUACAAGAAAAAACAGCUACUUACACAAAAGCGCAAUUUUGUAGCAUUUAUACUGUCGAUUGUACCUGUACAACUUCAAAUUCUAUUAGGAGCAAAAAAUGGAGAAGGCUGAAAAUUGGCAAAGCAAAUACUGUCUAGAGUCUAAACAACAUCCUCAGCAGACUACUAUUGCACUGUGCUCGUUUAUGGAGCAGCAGAACUUCGUGGAUGUAGCCAUUUGCUGCGAAAAAAGGGUUCUACACGUUCAUAAAGUGGUUCUGGCUGCUAACAGUGCCUUGUUUAAGGAAGAAUUGGAUAAAAAUUCAUCUGUCGACCAUGUGGUGAUCACAGGAUGUGAGUUUUCUGUGGUGAAAUCCUUAGUGGAGUUCAUGUACUGUGGAUCGACUAUUGUAUCAGAUGAACAUCUCAAAUAUUUUGUUGCGGCAGCCAGGACAUUACAAAUGAAAGCAUUGGAAAAUCUGACACUUGGCUGCCCCUUACCUGCCGACAUGAUAGUGAUUCCCAAGCCCCAGUUUCUCUCCAAAAAGCCCAAAUACCCUGCGCCAGUUUCGUCCAGCAAUCUGUACAUUCCCAACAAAGACGAUAGAAAGCUCCGUAUAGAAGCUGAACACCGAGCAUGUGUUAAAGAAGCCGAGGCUAGUAGAUCGGCUAUUGCUAACCUGACAAAAGAGAUCGUAUCUGCUCCACAUGCUAAUACUUUCAUCAUUGACGAAACUUGCUCAGAGACCACAGUUGAGAAUUUCAUCUCGCAUCCCACAGUAGGAUUUGGUGCUGGUCAAGUGUUUUUGCCCACUGACCCAAAUGUGUCGAACAAUGUCAUUCAGUCGACCAUACCCAGUAGCUCUGAAGAACUUACUGCUGAUAAGAUAAAGGAUCUAUUGGGAAAUGAAGCCAACUCUAGUGUGAAGAUACUGUUCAAGACCAGUGAUGAAAGUUUCGUCACUGUUACUGACGAAGCUCUCCAGAAUCUUCAGAAGGAUGGUCUGCAAUAUCAAGUGAUAGGCGAAGAUGAAAAAUUAGGCGACGUUCAGGAAUUGCAACUGACUAAGGAUAUGACCAAUGCGGCAGCUGAAGAUAUACCACUUUUUCCGGAAACGUUUGAUCUAUUCGGCAAUGCUCAAACAGACUCGGCAAAUAUCAUCAUUGAACCAUGUAAAGUAGUGGAUAACGCUGAUAUGCUUUUUGCUGACUGAUAACAAGAGGAUUUGUUUCAAUGCUCAAACAGACUCGGCAAAUAUCAUCAUUGAACCAUGUAAAGUAGUGGAUAACACUGGUGCUUUGAUCGAACCGGAAAACAGUAGGGAUACUUUCACUGGACACUGAAGGGUUGAAUGAGAGCUAUUCAGUCGAAAGCAUAAAGGAAGCAUUCCUUCUACGCGAGUACGAGUACUGAUCAGGAGGAAGAUACAAGUUUGGACUUUUCUCCUGAUAUGCUUUUUGCUGACUGAUAACAAGAGGAUUUGUUUGGAAGAAAGAUACCUCGAAGCAGUGACAUGUUGUUUGGUUUUUAGUUGUUUGCAGGGAUAAAUUGUAUUCAUUAUUUGUUUUAAUAAAAACAAUUUCAUGAUUACAGUUAUUGUUUU